UUAAUACUCGUCAACGGUUUCGAACGGUACUACUCGCGUAGUCCUCUCUGCUAACGAAUUUCGCAAAGAUUGAGAAAGAAAAUUCACGUUCUUUUUUUUUUGGUUGUUGCAGUUACUUUAAUGAAUUAAGCCAAUAAAUAUGCCAGAGCAGGGAUUCAGUUGGUUGGUCAAGUGCGUCUAUCUGGUGUUCAUUGUGCAGACACUGCUGUGCAUUGGCCAGCUGGAGUGUCGGCAGCAUCACAAUCGCAACAACAGGCGAGGUGAUUCAGCUAGCUCGGAGGAGAAUCACAGCAAUGGAGAUGUCGAUGGCUUUGAUAACUUAGCGGACAGUGACAGCAGCAUCGCCGCUGGCCAUGGCCAUCGGCGUGGUCCGCGCAAGAAACAUCAGGGCAAUCACAAUCGCCACAAUCGGCUGGAGGAGCAAGGCAUCUCGCUGUGGAUCAACGAACAGCAGCUCAAGAUGUUAAGCGCUCUCUACUUUCCACAGGGCUACUCAGAUCGCCUCUAUGCCAUACACAAUGGUCGGGUGACGAACGAAAUGCGCGACACGACAGUCUAUAGCUAUCUGGUGAUACCAUCGGAGGUGAACUAUGUGAACUUCACCUGGAAAUCGGGCAGACGCAAGUAUUUCUACGAUUUCGAUCGACUACAAACAAUGGACGCCAGCAUACUGAAGGCACCGACGCUGUCGAUCAGCAAACGGGGUCGCAUACCACAGGAGCAGAAAAAUUUUAGCAUAUUCCUGCCCUGUACCGGAAACAGCUCGGGCACGGCAUCAUUCAAUGUGGGCCUGAAGAUACAGACUCGCAAGAAUGCCUCCCUAUCGGGCACACCCAUACGUCUUAACUUUAAAAAGGAAUGCGCACAUAGAGGUGUGUAUGAUAUAGACGCUUCCAACCCUACUUCACUAACAACUUUGCAAGUUCCUGAUCCAGAAUGCAGUUUGAAGUGCGGCAAGAACGGCUAUUGUAACGAGCAUCACAUCUGCAAGUGCAACGUCGGCUAUAUGGGCCAAUAUUGUGAGACGGCCUUUUGUUUUCCACAGUGCAUGCACGGCGGCAAUUGCACGGCUCCGUCGGUAUGCACCUGUCCGGAGGGCUAUCAGGGCACACAGUGCGAGGGCGGUAUUUGUAAGGAGAAGUGCUUGAAUGGCGGCAAAUGCAUACAAAAGGACAAAUGCCAAUGCUCCAAGGGAUACUACGGCCUGCACUGUGAAUACUCCAAGUGUGUAAUACCCUGUAAAAACGGGGGUCGCUGCAUUGGCAACAAUCUAUGCCGCUGUCCGAAUGGCUUGCGCGGCGAUCACUGCGAAAUUGGCCGGAAACAGCGCUCCACCUGCAAGUGCAGCAAGGGCAGCUGCCGGGGCAACAAGGACUGCAAGUGUCACAAUGGAUAUCACUGUCGACGACGCUUUCCGAAUCGUGCGCAUUGAGCGUGGAGCUGGGCCCCAAACGGCAUAAACAUGUGACAUGUAACAUAACCACAUAGCAAUAGAAAGCGAUAAUUGGGCUCUACAGCAUCAACAUCAACAAUGACAACCACAACAAUUAUACUAUUUAAAAUG
Molecule: messenger RNA, 1564 nt
Organism: Drosophila navojoa
Lineage: Eukaryota; Metazoa; Arthropoda; Insecta; Diptera; Drosophilidae
Gene: shf
Product: WNT inhibitory factor 1
Biological process (GO): anatomical structure development
Cellular component (GO): cell surface; extracellular region
Molecular function (GO): signaling receptor binding
Source: RefSeq, a predicted model, not a curated record